UUUCAAACAUUUGUGAUAAAUGCACUAACAAAAAUGAAAUACGACAUUUCUGGCAUUAAUUCAAAGACAAACGCUACACAUAUUCUUUUAAAUUCAUUUGUAACAAAUUUUGAGAAUUCCAGUAUUCAAGAACAGCUGAACAAUAAUCAAAUAGGCCAAACUUCAGACUAUUGCAAUUUAUUUCCCAUUCAAACUGAAGAAGAUCUUCAGGCUGCAGAGAGUAGAAUUCUUGAUAAGAAUAUAAGAUCUAAUUUGGUACUUCAAUUGUCAUUGUUAGUUGGUAUUAAAGAUGUUGGAGAUAGCGUUCGUAGAUUAAUGAUUAAAAUAUUCUCAGAUGAAAUCCUUACUAGGAUUCAAAAAAAAAAAAAGGAUUUUUCCAAACUCGGAUGCUAUAAUUUAUUGAUAGGUAAGUUUAGUAUAUCUCUUCCGAUAUUGUACUAUAUUACUAUUAAAAGAAUAUCAUUAUAAACUCUCGAGUGUUAAUAAUUAAUGGAUAGGACUUAUAUAUUACUUCUAUAAGUUGAACUACUUUAAAUUAAAGUAACAUUUAGAAUU
This is a messenger RNA of Acyrthosiphon pisum (pea aphid), 555 nucleotides long. RefSeq lists its product as uncharacterized. Lineage: Eukaryota; Metazoa; Arthropoda; Insecta; Hemiptera; Aphididae. The transcript has 2 exons. The coding region runs from base 34 to 468 and encodes 144 amino acids. The record is from RefSeq and is a predicted model, not a curated record.